Erinaceus europaeus (western European hedgehog) is the source of this 853-nucleotide messenger RNA. Its product is annotated as iodotyrosine deiodinase 1-like. NCBI's taxonomy places the organism in Eukaryota, Metazoa, Chordata, Mammalia, Eulipotyphla, Erinaceidae. The coding region runs from base 1 to 633 and encodes 210 amino acids. Gene Ontology annotation, biological process: thyroid hormone metabolic process. Gene Ontology annotation, molecular function: oxidoreductase activity. The transcript is spliced from 2 exons. The record is from RefSeq and is a predicted model, not a curated record.
AUGAGCCCCAGUGACACCGCAGGGGACAAAGACAAGUCAUCCCCACCGAACUCUGUCCAACUGCCUGACGGACCCAAUCAUUUAAAAAAAUACAGAACCCUGGAAGUCAUCAGUAACGUCAUCAAAACUGUAGGAACAGCCCCAAGUGGAGCCCACACAGAGCCCUGGACCUUCGUGGUUGUGAAGGACCCAAACAUGAAGCACAAGAUUUGGGAGAUCAUUGAGGAAGAAGAGGAAAUCAACUACAUGAAAAGGAUGGGACAGCGCUGGGUAUCAGACUUGAAGAAGCUGAGAACCACUUGGAUUAAAGAGUACCUGGACACGGCUCCUGUUCCCAUCCUCAUUUUCAAACAAGUGCAUGACUUUGCCACCAAUGGCAAGAAAAAGGCCCACUACUACAAUGAGAUCAGCAUCUCCAUCUCUUGUGGGAUCCUCCUAGCUGCUUUGCAGAAUGCAGGCCUGGUAACAGUCACCACCACCCCUCUCAACUGUGGCCCCCGCCUAAGGAUGCUACUGGCCCGACCCCACAAUGAAAAACUGCUGAUGCUGCUCCCUGCGGGGUAUCCCAGCAAAGAAGUCACCAUCCCCAACCUGAAACGGAAGCCCCUGGACCAGAUCAUGGUUAUCCUGUAGUCAGAUGAGCAGCAGGAAGAUGCUGGAAGGUGUUGCCCCCUGCUACCUACCCCUGUUGCCCUUGAGUCUAUGGGAUGCUCCUUCUUGGGGUGUCAGAUUUCCCCAAACUACACUUUACAGGGUGGCCAUGGUGUGUGCGUGUGUGUGUGUGUGUGUGUGUGUGUGUGUGUGUGUAAGAACCUUUACACCCUCCCCCCAGCACUUUGAGUGUGAGAAGUCU